AUGCUCUCCAGAGAUAUCCUCAUUUCACGGUUCAUAUACCCCCGUCGAAUGUUGACUGCCAUGGAUAUUGCGGAAAUCCAACGAUUUUACCCCAACUGUAUAGGGAUCAGAAUUUUUGUAUCCGGAUAUGCCGUAUUUCUUUUUAGAAAUAUGGCGGAAAUGCAAAGUGCCUGGAGCAACGGAAACCCAGAUCAUGUAGGCGGUUUAUUACCCCGUUUUGACAUCGUGGACAUAAUGCCAUGCAGAGAAACAAUACCAUUACCAUCUGGUAAUGGUAUUGCACUUACUCCAAAUUCUUUUACUUCUCAGAUAUGCCUUGGCUUAAAAAUACGGCUUGUGGGCGGUGAAGAAGCAAUUACAACUGUUACCCAUGGCUUCGUCAAGCUACCCCACUCGGUACCUCGCUUCCCAAGGGUUGCCAGUUGGAUGAUCCGAGCAAAGCAGCGGUUACAAAGAUUCCUGCCGAAUAAGCCUCUUAUUACGUUACCUGGUGAGGUGGAGUGCCGUCAACGGGGUGUUCUUGGAUCUUUGGCCCUUGGGAAGGCUGUAUUUCUUUCAAGUGAAGCCACCAAUAUUGGAACCAUUACAACUACAUAUGAUAAUCCAAGCCCACUUUACCCUUAUCCAGCAGGAUACACCCAUGAUUUGUCUUUGUUUACGGACUCUAACCUUCCACGCAUCACUAGCCCACCGGGUGUUGGAAUGGUCACUGGAUGGGCAGACUAUAUUGAUGCCCUCGAAGGAAAGCCCGUUUUUACUACCACAUCUGAUGUUUCGAUAAACCAAGAACGACGAGUGGAAGGGCAAAUAGCCACGAAUUCAACAAAACAAGCAAUGAUCGAAGGUGCUGAGUAUGUGUGGGAAUCUUCUGCCAUUACCGCCUCUUUGCUAUGGAGAACAAUAGGUAAAGAUAAUCAACCUGUCGACAAAUUUUCGGGACCGGUUUUAUGUCUUGGAAGACCCACGGAUGAGAAUGUCAAGGCUGUCGUUUUUCAAAAUUACGUUACUCCAGUCAAGGAAUGGCAAAUAAGAGGGGAAGAUCCUCUGUCUAGUACUUUUAAUCCAACUAUGAAGGCAGGCUUUUUACUCCCCAGCGAAAUAAGAGAGAGCGAGAUUAUUUGUGAACCCAAGCAAUCGCAGGAGAGAGGGUUAAAUUCUCUCCCCAAGCGUGGAGAGAAUCCACCUUGUGGUAGCCAUGAAAGGAAAUUCUUUACAGGUCCCAAGUAA
This is a messenger RNA of Trichophyton benhamiae CBS 112371, 1227 nucleotides long. RefSeq lists its product as uncharacterized. The coding region runs from base 1 to 1227 and encodes 408 amino acids. The transcript has 2 exons. The record is from RefSeq and is a predicted model, not a curated record. Lineage: Eukaryota; Fungi; Ascomycota; Eurotiomycetes; Onygenales; Arthrodermataceae.